AUGAUAUCGUUCGCCAGAGGUGGGAGAUUCCUAGCCCGCCACCAGUCGUCCAAGUUGGAACGUCCAAGUCUUCAAGGCCCCGAUAGUUGAAGUCCGAACCACCAUCGCCGAGUGAUAUUCAAAGCAGGAAGGAACAGUCGAACGCUUGUUUUUGCCAUUUCUGCCGUCCAUCCCAAGUGACACGGGAACGAUUGACGAGAUGAGCGGCGUAUUCCAGCGGGAGCAGGGAAGAUGCGACGAUGAGCACUUUGACGCGCUGCUCGACCAGUUGGAGCUGCGUUUUGGAAUGGAUCACAGGGUGUCACCCUCCAUACAUGGCCCUGAUACAAGUCCUAGGCCGAGCACUGAAAGGAGCUUCGGCUCGUACAGUUCCGGAAGCUCGCAUCAUGGCUCAGACGUUGAUUACCGUCGGUUGGACAACGAUAGUUCUGGAUCGUGGACAGAUAGCAGUAGGAGCGAUCGGGACCGGAGGUUUAGCCCGCAUGGCAAGAGGGGGGACUCGAUGGUCAUGGCACGACGGCCGCCAUCCUCGGAAGUGGAAAUCGCAUCUCGCGGCAGAUCGAUUGCCCCCAGAGAGCAUAUCGUAGAGAUCUCCUGGACAAGAAAUUGUUUUGUACGGAUGCUCUUCAGCGAUGAGGCUAGCUUCAAAGCUUUCUUGGAAUUUCUGAAGUCCGAUUCCAUCACACUCAAUGCUCUGCGAUUCCAUACGGCGUACACCGACUUGGUCGUCGCCCUUGCAAACUCCCUCCCCCGGAAAUACCGGGAAGGUCUACCGCGCAACACAAUCCCAACAUAUGGGAUCGGAAGAUUCAUCUCCCCAGAGCUUCCGCCUACCGCCCCUCCACUAGCCGUACCGAGCUCUCUCAUUGGACGUGUGCGAAAGAUAUGGGAAAAGUAUCUCGGAGACCCCGACCUCCCGUCGUCGCUGUCCGUCUGGUUGCCAUACGAUUGUCGCGUCAGCGUAGCCGUGGCAAUCAACGCUAAAGAUGCGGUUUGGUGCGGGGUACUAGAUGAAUCUGUCGCCCGCAUUCUCGAGCGAGUAUACACUGGGCAGUACAAGGCCUUUGUAAACUCUCGACACAGUUUCCAACCUCAAUAUCCUACACCUGAGACAUCGCCACUGAUGGCGGACGCCCGUCUGCCAACCUCUCCACCUCCUCCAUCCGUGAUUUCCUCGUCCCGGAUGCUGUCCUCCCGUGCUUCCUUGUAUUCGAACACAUCAACGCCCCUUUCGCCCACAGACAGACGAGAACGGUUCGAUUCCGUGGCAACUCCCCGUGCUUUCGCACCACAGGUCAGAGCACGGUCCUCUUCGUUGCGCCCACCGCCAAAAUGGGCCGUAUGCACUCAGAAGGGGUCCACAUUGCCACACGGCAGUCCGGCGUCCCAGCAACGCUCCUCAAGCGCUGUCCCGGCCGGUAGAGUCAACAGGCACACCGCACCGCCUAUGCAGUCCCGACCGGAAACGCCGCGCGAUUCGGCAAUUUCCGUAGGUGCGCCGUACCAGAAGGGCAAAACCGGCGGACCCGUACAACCAGGCCAUCCCCAUCAUCGGUCGUUCCAAAGCAAAUAAAGGACUUGAAGCCCUGCGGGGUUUCCGACGUUCGGACUUUCCCACUCAAAUCGCCCACGAGUCCUUACGUAGUCCGGGCCCCAACCUUUGUGAUGAUGCUAUCGGAACACUCUACGUAGUCUCCGACCGCUCGUCACCGUUGCUUGCACUUCUUGUAUACCUUUCAAAAUACCCCC
Molecule: messenger RNA, 1749 nt
Organism: Fimicolochytrium jonesii
Lineage: Eukaryota; Fungi; Chytridiomycota; Chytridiomycetes; Spizellomycetales; Powellomycetaceae
Exons: 2
Coding region: 200-1573 (457 amino acids)
Source: RefSeq, a predicted model, not a curated record